AUGGAAGCCGCUGCCGCUGCGAGCCCCGGUAGCUCGUCGCUGGAAGCCGUGGCCACCGCCUUCCGGUCCCGCGUCAACGAGCUCCAGGACCUCGCCCUUGCCCGCAACAUGUACCCGGCAACGGCGGUGACCGACCUCACCACCGUGGACACGUCGGUGACGGCCAUGGAGGCACAGGUGCAGGCCAUCCGCCGCCGCCUGCAGGAGGAGCUCGACGCCAUCCCCAAGGCCAAGAAACUAGUGGAGAAGUCCUUGAAGCAACAGCAGAAGUUGCAGCAUAUGCUUGCAAACAUGCCACCUGGGAUGCGUGAGGAUAUCGUUGCUACUCCUCUGGAACAAAGCUUGAUGUUGCCCGAGUGCUUUAAUUUUAACACAGCUGUUCCAGAAUUUCUGGACUCUGAUUUUAAGAUUAAGGAAGAGCCAGUUGCAGCUCCCAAAAAGGGGAAAGGUUCAGCACCUCGUUGGUAUAUAUCCACUGAGGAGCUUGAUUCAUUGUCAUCGUACAUGAGGGGGAGGCUAACAUUGGAGAAGGUUAACAUUUCGAUAAACGAGGUGGCUACAUAUGCAGAUGCUAAUGCUCAUCUUGUUGCAUGUCCUAAGAAAAAGUUAUCAGAAGACACAUGGGAAAAAGCUUUGGAACUAAGGGACAUAGCUGCCACUGAGGCAGUGAAGGGGAAGCAUUUCUUCCUGGAAGCUGAUAUAAAGGGGCCUGGGCUAAAACUUGAUCACACAGGCAAAGCUAUCCUUACCGUCCUUCGCCAUCUUGGCCGCGUCCAUGAAACCCGGAUUGGGCAUCAUCGGGUCUUCAUACUUUCAAAAAAAUGCUGA
This is a messenger RNA of Triticum turgidum subsp. durum (durum wheat), 828 nucleotides long. The record is from the annotation of a GenBank genome assembly. NCBI's taxonomy places the organism in Eukaryota, Viridiplantae, Streptophyta, Magnoliopsida, Poales, Poaceae.